Xenopus laevis (African clawed frog) is the source of this 3513-nucleotide messenger RNA. It is a transcript of the gene dnajc14.L, whose product is annotated as DnaJ heat shock protein family (Hsp40) member C14 L homeolog. Bases 303 to 2429 code for a protein of 708 amino acids. The record is from RefSeq and is a predicted model, not a curated record. The transcript has 7 exons. NCBI's taxonomy places the organism in Eukaryota, Metazoa, Chordata, Amphibia, Anura, Pipidae. Gene Ontology annotation, molecular function: dopamine receptor binding.
CCUGCGCUUACGUGUAGUCGUGACGCCAGAGUCUCGCGUGAUGAGAUUUAUGGCGUCGGGAUUUUCUGUAAGACAGGAGGCAAGAAGCUUGCAAUUAACUGCUUUGCUGGAGGUGGAAGUAGCGAUCCGGUUCUGCGUUCUGAAAAGCGGGAGUGUUUCACUAAAAGCGGAACUGUUGAGUAGAAUGUCCUAGCUUCCGCCCUUGUUUGCGAAGUCUGGCGCUCACUGACAGCAGGGAUAGAUGAGGUACAAUGAAUGCAAUAACCUAGAUUCCAUUUCAUCCCUGUGAUGGAUAUGAAAGUAUGGAGAAACAAAUGCAAGGAGAUUUGGAAAAACAUGGAGACACAACCCAAGUCCUACCCUGUAAUAAUGACCAAGAGUUCUUCAGGUUAGAAAAUGCCUAUAGCCCUUCUACUAAUCAGGGCGUGAAGCCAAAUAUACAACAAAAUGGCACAGAAACACCAUAUACAGAAUUAAGGAAAUGUAAUCAAAAAAGUUUUUUGCCCAAUCAAGAUUUUAUAAAUAAUGCAAAGGAGAAUGAGAAGAAAGUACCAACAGAUCACUUUAUCAAAGCAGGAGACCCAGGGAGCAAGACGUUUAUUUUUGAAAAGGAUAUUACUUUCCAGUCUGGUAAACAUUCGGAGCAUCGAUCAGUAUCAGAGACAGCAGGGUGUAGUAAGCUUGACUCGUCAACUCUCCAGUCCAAUUGCAGAUAUGCUACAGAAAACUAUAAUUCUAAUUGUGACAACUACUUAGACUCUGAGGAUCAUUCAUUAGGGAGAGGGUGCCAUCAUUUUUCAUCUUACCAGCAGCAACCUUUAGAUGGUGAAGGAGAUGAAGAUGCAGACUGUGAGAGGCAAAUAGAAGGUGAAGAGGAUCUAGGAAAGGGGACAGGUGGAAAGAGGACAAGUCGCAGAGGAAAAAGCCGUACCCAUCUGAGAUGGGAUGGUCAUCAGACUUCAUUCUCUGGAGGUAAGCACAAGGUUGGCCGCAAAAAAAGCUAUGCUGAUGGACGUCAUGACCUUCAGUCUCUGGUUCCUCAGCCGUUAGUGUGGCUUUCAACAUCUUGUUUCCAUAUGCUUAUUAAUUUUGUGCUUGUGAUUGGGGAAUUUGUAGAGACACUGGGAAUGCUGCUGUACAUGAAAUUAUGGCUGCCAGCUCGCGACCUGGACCUUUUAAAAAUUCAGCUUAGGACUUUUGGUCAGUGGUUAAACCAGUGGAGAAAAGAUUUGUGGAACUGGUCUUUGGCAUGUGGUUUAUGGCUUCUGUCUAUGAUGAAAAUGGCCUGUGCCCUGUUGUUUUUGGUUCUAAUGCUUUCAGUGGGCUCUGCUCGUCUGUGUUGGCAAUACAUUAAAAGCGCACUGGACAGAGUAAUAGUUAGCAAAUACCGGGCAUCUGGAUUCUCACUAAAACUUCACACAGUCUGGAAAAUAAUAACCCAAAAUAGAACUUGUAGCCGAAUUUUUCAUAAUUUCAAACAAUGGACUUCAAGUAUAUGGCCUUUCAAGUUAAGGAAAGCCCAGGACACUUCAUGGGCAUCAACAGGAUCUCCAAGAAUGGGCAAGGUCCAGCCUGGGGAGGAAGUAGAACGUCUUCUGACUAUGGCUGAUAUCCCAGAGGAAGACCUAAACCCUUUUCAGGUGUUGGGGGUGGAAAUGAAUGCAUCUGACGCAGAACUCAAAAAAGCAUAUCGUCAGCUGGCUGUGCUCGUUCAUCCUGACAAGAAUAAUCACCCGCGUGCUGAAGAGGCUUUCAAAGUUCUGCGUGCUGCUUGGGACACUGUCAGCAACCCAGAGAAGCGCAGGGAGUAUGAAAUGAAGCGUAUGUCUGAAACUGAGCUAGCCAAGUCUAUGAAUGAGUUCCUCAGCAAACUGCAGGAUGAUCUGAAGGAAGCCAUGAACAGCAUGAUGUGCAGCAAGUGUCAAGGAAAACACAGGAGGUUUGAAAUGGACCGUGACCCUGCAAAUGCUCGUUACUGUGCUGAGUGUGGGAAGAUGCAUUCAGCAGAAGAGGGAGACUUUUGGGCAGAGUCCAGUAUGCUUGGGCUGAAAAUAACAUACUUCGCCAUGAUGCAAGGAAAAGUGUUUGACAUAACAGAAUGGGCAGGAUGCCAGCGUGUGGGCAUUUCACCAGAUACUCACCGCGUUCCUUAUCACAUUUCAUUUGGCUCAAGGAAUCCCUCAAACACAGGACGACAAAGGGCUCCAUCUGAAAGCUCUCCAACCUCUGCUGCCGAUUUGCAAAACCUUCUAAACAGGAUAUUCCAAGGCACUCCUGGCUCAAUGCCCAAUGGGAACAUCUUUAAUUCUACCCAGUCUCCGCCACAUGGACCUCAGUCCCCAUCUGGACAAUCAAAACCUGAAACUGCACCCAGAAGCGACACAAAAUCCAAGAAGAAGAAGAAAGUGAGACGUCCCGUACAACGAUGAACAAGGAUUUAAUCAAAACAGACUAUAACUACAGGAGGCAGAGGAUUAGUGUGGGCUUACAGAGACUUGAGUGGGGGGGACUUGAAAUGUACAUGUCCGAUAAUUCUGGCUUGUCUUUCCAAUACUUUGAGUGAAAAUGUACAGAUUUAGUAGGACUCCAGCUGCCAAGGGCUUUCCAUUUGUCUUUGUUUUAUUAUUAACUUCCUUUUUAGUAGUGUCCCCUCUUUAUUGAUGCAGAGGAGCAGUGCUGCUUGCCCUUUUACUGGAAAGGGAUUCACUGACAGCCAGCAAAGCCCUCUUUUGUCCCUUGUAUCUCAUAAUACCAAAGAUUCAGGGUGUAAACCUUUCUGGGGUGCAGGCACCAUUUUUGCAUCCACAUCACUCGAUUUCCAGACCCAAUUUAGCUGGCGAUCAAAUGCAUUACUGAAUGUACAGAUUACUUGUACUUGAGUAGAGAGAUGAUUUUAAGUUCAUUCUGUCAUUAUACCUAGGGUCAGCAUCGCUUUGCCUCGUCUAGUGAUCACUAGUGCAUUGUACUAAUCACGGGAGUCGCCCAGGAUUAUUUUAUGAAAUAUUCAGUGACGACAUCAGGGAGAGCAGUUUUUCAAAAUGAAGGAUUUAACUUUUUAAAUGUAUAUUUUAAUCCUUUUAUAUAUAUUUUUAGUAAGGGAGUUUUACGAUUAAGUUAUGUUGCGAGCCAAGGUGGUGAAAGGAUCAGUUUAACAGGCAGGUGUAUUUUCCUCCUUGGUACUUCAUUGCUAUGACUGAAAUGCUUUUGGAACCUGGAAGGUUAAGCUUUCUCACAAUAUCCCUCUUGAUACUUUGCAGGUCUCCUAAGAAGCUUUUUAGUCUUCAGGGCACACAGGCUUGAUUUAAGGUUUAGAAUGUGGCACAGGUGCACAAAUUGAGUUAAUGAAUUGUGUGGGAAAUUAAAAAUGUAUCUUCCUAUAGAUCUCCCAUGAACAGCUGGAGGCCAAACCUGACAUCAAACUGCAAUAUUAUCUCUGACCCUAGAGCUGUGGCGGGUGUUGUGCAAUUUCAGGGGGUCAUACACUUGAUUAAUUAUGGUUCACUUUUAAGUUAA